Messenger RNA from Durotheca rogersii, 1787 nucleotides. RefSeq names its product tyrosine tRNA ligase. Gene Ontology annotation, molecular function: tyrosine-tRNA ligase activity; ATP binding. Lineage: Eukaryota; Fungi; Ascomycota; Sordariomycetes; Xylariales; Xylariaceae. Gene Ontology annotation, biological process: tyrosyl-tRNA aminoacylation. The transcript has 2 exons. The coding region runs from base 278 to 1447 and encodes 389 amino acids. The record is from RefSeq and is a predicted model, not a curated record.
AGGUACGGGACCCCACGUCCCUGAAAUCGGCUGCGGUCCCUCCUCUCCUUGUGACUCGUUCGUCUCAGGAGAUAGUGUGACUCAAAAACCCCCGAAACCUGAAAAAAAUAAAUAAAAUAAAAAACACCAAACCGACGAAGCACGAAUAGGAAUUGGAAGGGUUGCAUACAACUAAAUAAAUACUCGCAGAGCGCGAAACCAAACUUAUCUUCUCGCCCAUUUGCACGACCUACCCACAACCUUCCCCGCCCCCCCCCGCACCAGCAGACCCUAAACUAUGACUCCCGAGGAGUCCAUCGCCCUGAUCAAGGCCAACCUGGCCGAGGUCCUUAAUCCCGAGAUCAUCGACGAUGUAAUCCUGAAGGAGAAGCGGCACUUACGAGUCUACUGGGGCACCGCGACGACGGGGCGGCCGCAUUGCGGCUACUUCGUGCCCGUCGUCAAGCUCGCAGAGCUCCUCGCCGCCGGUUGUCAUGUCAUCAUCCUCCUCGCCGACUUACACGCCUACCUCGACAACAUGAAGGCGCCGCUGGAGCUGAUCGGGCACCGGGUCAAAUACUACGAAUUCAUCGUCAAGGGCCUGCUGAAGGCCGUCAACGUCGACAUCUCGAAGCUCACCUUCAUCCAGGGAAGCUCCUACCAGACGAGCGAGAAAUACACGAUGGACCGGUUCAAGCUCGAAGGGAUGACCAGGAUAUCGGUUGCGCAGAAGGCGGGCGCCGAAGUGGUCAAGCAGAUGAGCGACCCGUUCCUCGGCGGUCUGUCCUACCCUCUGAUGCAGGCGCUGGACGAGGAGUACCUCGACGUCGACGCACAGAUCGGCGGCGUCGACCAGCGCAAGAUCUUCACCUUCGCCCUGGAAAACCUGCCCAAGAUCGGCUACAAGGUCAGGGCCCACCUGAUGAACACGAUGGUGCCCGGCUUGGGAGAGGCCCAGAAGAUGAGCGCCAGCGAGCCGGAGUCGAAGAUCGACCUGCUAGACUCCCCCGACCUCGUCGCCAAGAAGUUAAAGAAGGCCGUGUGCGUGCCGAAGAAGCUCGAGGGCAACGGCGUAGUAGCCUUCGUAGAGCACGUGAUAUUCCGGGUUGUGUCCCUCAAGACGGGGGGGAAGCCUCAUUUUACGGUCGAGAGGCGAGACGAAGAACCCCUCGUCUACGACGAUAUCGAAAAGCUAAAGUCGGACUUUGAGCAGGAUAUACUCACGCCCCAACUUCUAAAGGCGGCCCUAACGAAGGCGCUGAACGAGAUCCUCGACCCGAUCCGCAACGAGUUCGAAGCAUCCGAGGAAUGGAAGAAGGUUGCGGAGCUGGCCUAUCCGCCGGAAGAGAAACAUCAGAAGGCGAAGAAGCAGAAGGAUAAAGGCGACCCGGCUAAGCGUGCGGCCGCGCUCGCGGCGAAGGCGGAACAGUUAAAUGUAAAGGACGACGGAGGCGAAGCGGCGCCGUAGGGACAGGGGUGAAUGCAUAGGUAGCUAGAGAGAUACCCUGCAACUUUUGGCAGGCCGUAUGCCCCAACGCGAGCCUGGAGCCGCUUACAUGCGCAUCCCCAGGGCUGGUAGACCUAGAUAUAAGGGAAUAGAAGGAAAGAAGGAAGAAAGAAAGAAACACCAUAACCACACGGGGCCAAUAUCGAUGUUGACCUUAGGAGGGACCUACCUAGGUACGCAGGUCAGGGUACCUCUAUACUGUCCCGCCAGGGAUCGCAUCGAGCUCCGCAGGAGGUGGCCAUUAUCCACGAUGGUGAUCUCUAGGUGCAUAGGUGCCUCCUCGUAAGUCACUGUGUUCAAC